Messenger RNA from Anopheles funestus (African malaria mosquito), 6549 nucleotides. RefSeq names its product acetylcholine receptor subunit beta-like 1 (gene nAChRbeta1). Gene Ontology annotation, molecular function: transmembrane signaling receptor activity; acetylcholine-gated monoatomic cation-selective channel activity. The record is from RefSeq and is a predicted model, not a curated record. Gene Ontology annotation, biological process: chemical synaptic transmission; nervous system process; regulation of membrane potential. The transcript has 6 exons. The coding region runs from base 1232 to 2791 and encodes 519 amino acids. Lineage: Eukaryota; Metazoa; Arthropoda; Insecta; Diptera; Culicidae. Gene Ontology annotation, cellular component: neuron projection; synapse; postsynaptic membrane.
CCGGAAAAUUCCAACAGGACGUACGCAUCGGGUUACUCUCUUUUUCUUUCUUUUUCUCUCUCUCUCUUGGCAGAGGACUUUCUCUAGCGCGCUUUUAACUCUUCUCUGCGAUCCUGACAUGCGCUCGUCUCGUCGAGUGCGCGCCCUCUUAUCGGGGCCACGAAGCCUUUGCCGAAGCUUCGGUAAGGCGGCAUCGAUCUACCAUAGCACGGUCAGCAGUCAGCAGCUUGCGUUGUUAUCAGCAACAGCGGCAGCAGCUCUGCCGUACAGGAUAGCCUUGCCCCAACAUCAUCGAAGUGGACGGUGACACAUCAGCGGCGGCACUAGCAAAGAAAGACACAUACACACCCACCGCACACAGCCGCAAAAACGUUGCCGUGCAGAAGUGUUAAUCGACGUAUCCUUACCGGAGCGUAGGUGUCGUAGUGUCACAAAUUCGACCUCAGAUAAAGGAGUGCCCGGUCGUGUGACGGUUGAAACGCAUCGAACACGCACGAAGUACGUGUACGGUUUUGUGAACGAGGGUUUGCGUCCUUGUGUGUUGUGCGUGUGUGUGUGUGAGUGUUUGGUGUCGUGCAACCACAAGGCAAGUGGUUGCACCUGUCCACCAUGUUUAGCUAACUGUGCAAAAACCACACGGCUUAGGUGCCUAUCCCUCCACCGUUCUCUAUUAGCAUCAGGAAGGCGUUUCCUCCUUCUCCUAGUUUUGUGCGUGUGUUCGCUUUCUGGCCAGGCUUUCCUGCUCCGAUCCGGCUACAGUCCCCACCGCUCCUACCCGCACCGUACCAACCCUCUUCCACGACCGUGUAUUCCUUUUUCUAUUACACACGCGCACACAUACACACCCUGCGUGCUAGUGUACGUACCUGGUUUCGAUUCGGUUAUGUCGUACGGCGGCGACCCUACACCUCGGUAAAGUCGCGAUAUAUAGUCAUCGUGUCGUCGUCAACUGUAGUCAUCACUCAAACAUCAUCAGGCUGUUGGCAAAAAUCACGUUUUCAGGACGCAGUGCAAAACACAGUGAAACAGUGCUACACAAGCGAGCGAUUGCUUUUUUUUUCCUGCUGACCGCAAAUACAUAAAGGCAUCCGGUUGGUGAUAGGGCUGGGAGUGGGUUCUGGGUGGAACCCGGGGCGGCUGGGCUGGGUACGACGGAUCGCGUGCUGAGGCGUUGGCCCUCGUGACGUAGCGUGCUGCAUCGGAAGAAACGGGUAUAUAGGAAGGGUCAACGAUGCGUCCGAGGGUGGUGAUCCUGUCGGUUCUGUUGGCCCUACAACAGUACCUCGGAACGGGGUCAUGUUCGGAGGAUGAGGAACGGCUGGUGCGGGACCUGUUCCGUGGCUACAACAAGCUUAUACGUCCGGUACAAAAUAUGACACAGAAGGUGGAUGUACGGUUUGGGCUCGCCUUCGUACAACUGAUCAACGUGAACGAGAAGAAUCAAAUUAUGAAAUCGAACGUGUGGCUACGAUUGGUGUGGAGCGACUACCAGCUACAGUGGGACGAAGCUGAUUACGGUGGCAUCGGUGUAUUGCGGUUACCUCCGGACAAAGUGUGGAAGCCGGAUAUCGUGCUGUUCAAUAAUGCCGACGGUAACUACGAGGUGCGCUACAAAUCAAACGUACUGAUCUACCCGAACGGUGAAGUACUAUGGGUACCACCCGCCAUCUAUCAAAGCUCGUGCACGAUCGACGUCACCUACUUCCCAUUCGAUCAGCAAACCUGCAUCAUGAAGUUUGGGUCGUGGACGUUCAACGGGGAUCAGGUAUCGCUCGCCCUGUACAACAACAAAAACUUCGUCGAUCUGUCCGACUACUGGAAGUCGGGCACGUGGGACAUCAUCGAAGUGCCCGCCUACCUCAACGUGUACGAGGGCAACCCAACGGAGACGGACAUCACUUUCUACAUCAUCAUACGGCGCAAAACACUCUUCUACACGGUCAACUUGAUCCUGCCGACGGUGCUAAUUUCGUUCCUGUGCGUGCUAGUCUUCUAUCUACCGGCCGAAGCCGGCGAGAAGGUAACGCUUGGUAUCAGCAUUCUUCUGUCACUGGUUGUGUUUCUGUUGCUGGUGUCGAAGAUUUUACCACCGACCUCACUGGUGCUGCCACUCAUCGCCAAGUAUCUGCUGUUCACCUUCAUCAUGAACACGGUCUCGAUCCUGGUGACGGUGAUCAUCAUCAACUGGAACUUCCGUGGGCCCCGCACGCACCGGAUGCCGAUGUGGAUACGGUCCGUCUUUCUGCACUAUCUGCCGGCAAUGCUACUGAUGAAGCGUCCGCGCAAGACGCGCCUUCGCUGGAUGAUGGAGAUGCCCGGUAUGAGUGUGCCGCCCCAACCCCACACACAUCCCUCGUACGGCUCGCCGGCCGAGAUACCGAAGCACAUCAGUGCGCUCGGUGCGAAACAGUCGAAGAUGGAGGUGAUGGAACUGUCGGAUCUGCACCAUCCGAACUGUAAGAUGAACCGGAAGCUAAACAGUGGCGAUCUUGGCAUUGGCGCGGACAGUUGCCGCCGGGAAAGCGAAAGUUCCGACUCGAUAUUGCUCUCACCGGAAGCGAGCAAGGCAACGGAAGCGGUCGAAUUCAUUGCCGAGCAUCUACGCAACGAAGAUCUUUACAUACAGACACGAGAGGACUGGAAGUACGUCGCGAUGGUGAUCGAUCGAUUGCAACUGUACAUCUUCUUCAUCGUCACCACAGCCGGAACGGUGGGCAUACUGAUGGAUGCACCGCACAUCUUCGAGUACGUCGAUCAGGAUCGCAUCAUCGAGAUCUACCGUGGCAAGUAAAACCGUGGGCAGACACAUGCACACGCGCACCAUCCUGCACAGUCUUACGUGAAGUUGAGUAACCAUUAUCCGGCCUCCACACGGGUACGCGGGUAUAGCAAACAAACCGAACUAUCGGACACUUCUGCUAGCAGGUUCGCACCCGCAAAGCGGAUGUGUAGUGCCUGAUAAGAAUGUAAGUAAGUAUGUAUGAACGUAUGGUUUUGUAGCCCGCUAUCACACGGAGGACGAGCUACACGUUCCUUACAUCACACUCGAUUAGCAUUCCUCGCAAAAGCAACAACAACAAAAAACUACCCCUUUCGGCACAUCGUGUGGUGUUGGAGGGAGACGCACCCAAAACCGAUCAAAACAUCUUCAAAACUUCUGAAACGGACAGCACAGUCUGCCACACCUUGCAAUGUAUUCCUUCAGGUUCAAAAAAUAGUUGCCUACACACCAUUAUUAACACACAACAGCGCAAGUAAGAGAAUGGAGUCCAGCAAUGUGCUCACUAGGUAGACACUAUCGUUUUUUGCAAUAAAAACCACCUAGCGUGGCGUCGACGCCUCUGCCUAAACGUUGCUUACGGUCGUAUUGAAGCAAUCCGUAGGGUUUGGAAACGCUAGGAACACAAAACCCAAUAAAACAAAGCAAAACAAUAAACAAACAAAAAAAAAACGAAACAAAUUAAACAACAAAACAAAAACAAAAGUCGUUACUUAUACACAAUCCCAAGCGGCAAACGCGUCACAUCCAUGCAGGACUUUAAACAACCCUUAAGUAUUAGUAGGAAACGAUACGCACACUACCCCGCAUUACACGGUGCCCUAUCGUACAAUGGUUAGCAGGAUCCUGCAAGUAUUUGCACCUGUAACACCCACGUAACGCUGCUCUCUAACCUCAACGUAACAUAGGCAACUGUUCGGAAGUUAACUAAAGAAAGAGAAAGAGAGAAAGAGAAAAAGAGAAAGAGAAAAAGAAAGAGAGAGAGAGAGAGAGGAGAGAGGUAGAGAGAGUUAAGGUGCGUGAAACCUUAGCGCUCGUUAGCCAAAAACGCCAAAUAGCACAACAGAACAAGUAAACAGAAAAAUGGAUCAUCGUACGUAUGGGACUAGGGGGUAGCAAUUUGCCAAAAAGGGUCGUUGACUGUUAAUUUUUUAUAUCGAAUAAUCUUUAAGUAGCUCAAUAUUAAUUAUUCGUUAACGUAUGAUCCACGGAGAACAGUUGCAUGGAAAAUAUAGCAAAUAGCAAAACAAGAAAAAUAUAUAUAUAUAUAAAUAUAUAUAUUACAUCACUACUUAAAGGUUGAAAUGAUUUGUGAAAGUGGACAAACUAGAGAAUGUGAAGGAAAAGAAGAUAUAGAGAAAGAGAACAAUAGAGAGAAAGAUGAAGAAAAAAAAAGAAAGAAUGAAAACCAGCAAGAGAAAUGAUAAAGAAAGAGAGAGGGGAUAGAAGAGAAGGAAGUUGUAACGACAAAUCUAUACCAAAAAGGCAAUACAUGUGUUUGCAUAAAGGACUCCCCUUCCACAAGAUGGUGGAGCUGUAAUCAAAAACAAACCAUGGAUGAAACGAGUAAAUGCUAGUCAACUGCAAUUUCUACAAAACAAAACAAAACGUCGUAUUAAAAUAAAUAAGUUGAAUAAUAAUAACAGCAACAACAAACAAACAAACAAACAAACAAGCAAAAGACUAUUUAGUGUGUGUGUGUGUUGUUUCCUGGCGCGUGGCGUUAUGUGCGUCACACAGUUAUGCGUGUGGCAUAACAGAAAAAAAGCUCGAGCUUUGUUUACCGUGUUAAUAAUUAGCAAAGAUUAUUGAGUUUACGUCCUUCUUCGCUUUUUCUUGUGUAUUUAUGCACGUUGUUCCGAUUAGAAAAAAAGGAAGAGGAAACGAAAUAUUAAGGAAAAAAAAUCACGAAACACUAUCCUAUCAGUUAAAACUAUUAAACUAUAAGCAAUUGUAUCUAAUGAAACAAAAGCAAACACGAACACAAUUUGUAAGUUAACUGUCCUGUGUAUAUCGCAUAAAUCUUUCCCCUCCCCCACCCAGCCCUUUUCUCGCUCCCCUCUUCCACUCACAUAAAAAAAACAACACACCCCAAAAACGUAAUAAUCGGUGGGAAAUGCGCGAACCAGGCAAAAGAAUAUUUUAUUAUCGUCUAUGCAUUCCUAGCAUUUCAAAACUAACGUUAAUGUGCGAACAAGCAAGCAUAACAUUAUCGUAAAGCAAAUAAAAUUUGAAACCCACAGCAAAUAGAUUUAACAAAACAAGAAACAAACCGUACACAUACACACACACUCGCAAACGAAAAGAAAAACACAGCUACACAACCGCAACGGUAGAGCAAAAUUACACUCAUACGCGUAUUACGUAUACAUCAACCAAAAACCUUAUACGAACAGCAAAUUAUAAUAUAACAUAGCAAUGCAUUACGUCGUAACCGCAAAUAGUGAAAUGGAAGAAAGUUAACCAGAGAAAUGAAAUAUUAGAAGAAGGCAGUACCAGUUCUAACGGAACAAAAGCUAGGGUAAUAUUACAUGAAUGUUUUCUAUGACCUAAACAAAACGAAAAACCCUCUUCCUUCCCUCGAUAUUGGUACGCACACGUACAUCGCAAAGCAAAAUCGUAAAAAAAAGAAUCAUUACCGCAAGCAUGAAACACGCAUACAAUUUGUAUAACAAUUUUUGGAUUGGUGCAACAAUGGUGGUGCGAAAAUAAAUAAAUGCAAAAAAGAGGAAACACACAAAAAAACAUGACGAAACAAAUCCGCACUAAUACCAUAACAUUGCAAAAAAAAACCGUGAUAUACAAUUCACAAUAAUUUAGUAACUAAUAAUAAAGCAAACACAAGCGAACGAGAGCUGCGUGUAAAACUAUGUUAAACGUAUAAGAAGUAACUAACAAAACAAAACACAGAAACAUUCUACUAAAAGCGUGCAAACAGAAAUCUGAAAAGAAUAAACCGAAACCAAUACAAUACAACAAGAUGCAACAGUCAGCAAAAAACAACGUGCAGAAGGAAGAGCAAACAAAAACGGAAGCAAAGCAAACGUAAAAAUGGUACAGUGCGAUAAAGAUAUCUAGUGCUAGUUAACUCAAUAGGGUAAAGCAACAAUUGAACAGCCAAACUUUGUCAAAUUUGACUGCCCUAGUCCCCGGUAUGUGGGUAUGAUUCGACACACUGAAACGAAUAUGGUCGGCCAUGUUUUGCGCAUUUCUACCAGAUUUGUAUUCAGAGCAACAUAGAAGAGAAAAAAAGGUUUUUUGAACGAUUAACUGCAGAAAAUCGAUAGAAAAUGGAUUCUUUUUUAUUACUAAAGUACUUCCAAAAUUUGAUUCAUAAUAGUCCACACGGUGACUCAAAAAUGACUCUCUUCCAACAACAUACAAACACCCCAAAAAAAUACACUGAAGAUCAUGCACUUAAACCACUUUGCUGACCUGCCAACUACGCACAUAAACACAUUAAAAAAAAAACAAGCAAAUACACACAAACGAAGAGACAUAACAUAAAACAAGCGCAUUAACCAGGUACGUAAAGAAUUAACAGUUUACCGAGUGGAAUAUUGGAAUGAAUAUGAAUUGAUUAAUUGGCACACGGCAUUCGGUGUGUGAAUAUAGUAAGCGCGUGCGUGCGCGCGCGUGUGUGUCUAUGUCGGCCAUCGAAACAAACAAAAUGAAACCGCAUGUGCAGCGAAGCACUUUACCGGUAUGCGUGUGUGUAGGUUGCUGAUUCAAUUAACGAACAUUACGAGUAAUAUAUUGUAUUGGAUACA